Molecule: messenger RNA, 2484 nt
Organism: Heterobilharzia americana
Lineage: Eukaryota; Metazoa; Platyhelminthes; Trematoda; Strigeidida; Schistosomatidae
Source: the annotation of a GenBank genome assembly
AUGGAUUCACAACUUGAUUUAGUUCAGAAAGUUCGACACAUUACAGAAACUGCAACAGUUCAAGGCGUUCCAUCUUUUCCUACCGGUGUACCAUUUACUUUUGUUGAACAUUAUAUUUACUUGGUUCGAGAGACAGCAAUUGCUUUUGGCAUAUUUUGUGGUGUCAUUGUUGUUGCUGGGCUGAUAUUAUUUUCUUCCCCUAUUACUGUCCUGCUCUUAGUUGUAAUCGGUGCAGUAGGUGGUACAUGUUCUGCUAUCAUUGGUUUGGUUUUACUAGAUUUGGCUUUAAAUCCUAUUUCUGCUUGUUUGUUAUUAUUGUCUGGAGGUUUGGGUGCUAGAAUUUCAGCUGGUUUUCUUGGAUUAUGGCCUGUAUCUCAUUUGUAUAUGGAUUCAUCACCAAGUCGAUCAACUCGUAAAUUAUGUCUAUGUCAAUCUAAUUUGUCAUAUGGAUGUCCUUCUGAUGCAGGUCAGUUUUGUGCACACGUUGAGAGUGGGAAGCGUGAGCCUAAACAAGUUAUAUUGUCUGAAUCACCAUCAUCUGUACACAAAACAAUCACUAAUAUAUCUAAACGUCGUCAACUUGUUAGAGCUCAAAUUGUGCGUAUACUGAUUAAUCACUUUACUCCAGCUUUUCAUGCUACGGUGGGACUUUUGUUAGCAUUAUCUUUACUGGUUGCAGCACGUGUUCAGUUUAUUGCUGAUUACUUCUUUCGUCUCAUCGUUAUUGUCAGCUUCAUCUGUUUAUUCAAUGCUGUGUGUUUCAUACCGACUAUAUGUUAUCUGAUUGGUCCUUUACACAGUCGAUUCAUAGUUGGUGGACGACGUAGUAUAUCAAACAAUUCUACUCCAUACAAAUCUUCAUUGAAAUCAGAUAGUCACUUGACUGAGGAUAAACAUAUUCACCAAUAUCUCAAGUCUGCUGCUACUUCCUCUAGAGUAAAUGGCAAUCAAGAACAUCAGCAAAUCAAUGUAAUAAAUGAUUCUCAGUCUUCUUUUUCAAGUUCAUCAUCUUCUAAUAUGUCGCCAAAUUCGUCUUCACCUAGUUCAUCUCGCUCAUCCAGUUCAUAUAGUCAGUCAGAAUUCAAUCCUACUGAUGAAAUUAAUCAGAAUACAAAACCGUACUGUAAAACAGAAUCAUCCUAUAAAGAAUGUACCUAUUCAGGUUUGAGAGAGUCAAAUAAGGAUAUCGUACAUCAUAGCCUGAAAUAUCCAAGUCAUCAUUCAAUGUGGAUGAAUUCUACAUCUGAACAGUGUUCAUCAGAUGCAGCUGCCACCGCAGCAGCGGCUGCAGUGGUUGUCGCGGCAGCAGCAGCAGCGUCUGUUCGAUCUAGACCACCUAGUUUAAGCACUAUUUCAGAAGAACCUUCUCAUUCCAACUCAACUGUGAGUUUGAAUCACACUACUCCAUCUAAUACUGGACAGGUAUCUGCAAGUAAUAGCAGCAGUAGUAGUAAUACUGGCUUUUUACCAACUACAGAAAAUGCAAAUAUCCCAUCAAACCCUACUUCACCAUCUAAAUGUGUUCAUCAUUCAGUCAAACAUGAUUUGACUCUUCACAAUUUGCCACUAAGUCUUGUAUCUUCGGUUGAUUUUAUCACAAUGAGUAAACUUUUGAAUCCAAAUAUAUCAGCUAAUGAAAUUUGCGAAAGUUUAUAUAGUUCUAUUAUAUCUCCCGUUUCUUCUAACAGUCAUACAUCAGCAAGAAGUAAUCGAGGCAGCAAAAGCAAAGAGUUUGUUUUAAACCCAGAUGUAGCGUGUUCAUUAUUAGCUGCUGUAACAGCAACUAAUUGUAAGGCCGCAUAUAAAAAAGUUGGAGAAUUAUCUUGCGACGGUCAAGCUGAGAAUACUCCACCACCACCUUAUUCUAGUGUGAUUAGUCAACCAUAUUCUAAUGACUCUGACAAAUGUUCAAAGUAUGUACUGCCUAAAUCAUAUCGGCAAAAGUUGUGUACAUUAUCCGAUACACAAACCCACCUACCAGACAAAAAGACCUCACUGAAAUCACAUGGGAGUAGUCACAGCAUACAUAAAUAUAAUUCUCAGUCACCUAUUCCAGGUAAUAUUCGUCGGUCCAAUUCUUAUGCUACCUCAUCAUUAUCAUCCAAAACCUGUGAACCUGAUGAUCAUCAGGUGAAAAAGAAGACUGUACCGACCGAACUUUCCUCUUAUUCAACUCACAUAAAACAGAGUGCACCAAUCGAUUCAAAUUCAGUCUCUAAACUUUCACAAUUACCUCUUACCGGUUCGUCUUCAUCAACUGCGAAUUCGAAUGUAAAUAUGCGUCAAAUUUAUCAUCAUUAUAAGCAAGGUUCUCCUGAUUUCUCAAAUACUCAGUGUACUACAGAGUGUAUAAACAAAAGUAACACUAGUUAUGGUUAUAACAUCAGUUAUAUUCACCGUCAGCAAAGUACUAGUCACAGUUCACCAUUAACUACGCAUUCAAAUAGUCAGAAGAAGAAACAACACAAUGUUCAGAUUCAAUAA